Messenger RNA from Dicentrarchus labrax (European seabass), 1052 nucleotides. RefSeq names its product peptidylprolyl isomerase (cyclophilin)-like 6 (gene ppil6). The record is from RefSeq and is a predicted model, not a curated record. The transcript has 8 exons. Gene Ontology annotation, biological process: protein peptidyl-prolyl isomerization. Gene Ontology annotation, molecular function: peptidyl-prolyl cis-trans isomerase activity. Bases 113 to 994 code for a protein of 293 amino acids. NCBI's taxonomy places the organism in Eukaryota, Metazoa, Chordata, Actinopteri, Moronidae.
UUAACCCGAACGUCACGAUCAAGCCCCGCCAAAUGCUUGUUGCUAUGGAUACGAGGUUUUUGUUUACAGGCUGAGGAGGGUUUUUUUUUGUUGUUGUACUUUUUUAUUAGAAAUGGACUCAAAAAUGCGUUUAGAAAUUGUGGGGUUAGUUAAAGAACGUGAUUUUCAUGUUGCCAAAAGUAUUGCCGAGGGAUUAAAACAGAAGUUUCCCGAGUCCUUUCUGCAUCCAAAAAUUCAACCACUGUUGGAAUUUGACUGGCACACAUAUCUGUGCAACAAGAAAAGGGAGCUGUGUGGUGAAGUGUGGCAGUACUCCAGCAGCCUGAUGUGCUUUCUGAACGGCCUUCUCCUUGGUAAUGAGAAGGAUCUCGCCAGCUGGGCCAAGAGUCAGUGGAGUUUCACUUUCACUCGGCCGCAGGCUUUCUAUACGGCUCUCGCUGAGGACGACUACACCAAACACCUCCAGAAAACUGGGCACCAGUUUGUCUUCAUGGACAUUCAGAUAGCGGGAGAGGCAGCAGGGAGGUUAUUGUUUGAGCUGUUCUCAGAUGUUUGUCCAAAGACAUCAGAGAACUUCAAGGGUCUGUGCGCAGGAGAGCGAGGUCUGUCACAGAGCGGCCUCUCUCUUUGCUACAAGGGCUCUUUGUUUCAUCGUGUUGUGCCCAACGGCUGGGUGCAAGGUGGAGAUAUUUCUCCAGAAAAGAAAGGUAACGGAGGGGAGUCAAUCUACGGACCAACGUUUGAAGACGAGAGCUUUGCCGUGUCACACACUAAACGGGGCACUCUAGGAAUGGCUAAUAAGGGUCCCCACAGCAAUGGAUCCCAGUUCUACAUCACCCUGCAGCCAACACCCUGGAUGGACAGGACCUACGUUGCCUUUGGUCAAGUGGUCGAGGGUGUCGACGUCCUCAGGAGGUUAGAAGAGACUCCGACUUGCAAUGAAAGACCCAAGUAUGAAUGUAAAGUUACAGAUUGUGGCGUGUUUAAGUUGUAGCACCGACGCACUGAUGUAUUUUAUAAUAUAUAUAAAAUAAACACAAGAUACAUGUUAA